This is a messenger RNA of Pichia membranifaciens NRRL Y-2026, 1029 nucleotides long. RefSeq lists its product as hypothetical. Gene Ontology annotation, biological process: 3'-UTR-mediated mRNA stabilization. Gene Ontology annotation, molecular function: mRNA 3'-UTR AU-rich region binding. NCBI's taxonomy places the organism in Eukaryota, Fungi, Ascomycota, Pichiomycetes, Pichiales, Pichiaceae. Gene Ontology annotation, cellular component: cytoplasm; nucleus. The transcript is spliced from 2 exons. The coding region runs from base 1 to 1029 and encodes 342 amino acids. The record is from RefSeq and is a predicted model, not a curated record.
AUGACGACCUCAGAAUCCCUCUUCGAUAACAACAUCAACUCGGAGCAACCCGCAGUCAGCAAGACGCCCUCCCACCACCUCGAGGAGAGCGAGGCUGAGACCGACGACAACUACGACCUCGACCUGGGCAAGACCUUGAUCACGUACAGAAUCCUUGUGUCAAGAAGAGAGGCCGGUGCCAUCAUCGGCAAGGAAGGUGUCAACAUCUCCAAGAUCAGAGACGAGUUCGACGUCAAGGCAGGCGUCUCGAAGGUCAUGGACGGCUGCAUCGACCGGAUUUUGACCGUCACCGGCAUGGUCGACAACAUCCCGAGCGCCUUGGUGGACAUUGCGCAAUCGGUCACCGACGCCAACAUCCAGACAAUCAAGGAAGCGGACGAAAACAGCUCGAACCCCCUAAGAUUGAUUUCCUACGAAUACCCGCCUUUGCGCCCAUUGACCCAGAGACCUAACUACAGAAGCCCGGAAUACGAAACCAACCUAUUUUUGAGAUUGUUGAUUCCAAACUCCCAGGUCGGCACUUUGAUCGGCAAGGGCGGUUUGAGAAUCAAGUCCAUCCAAGAGGAUAACGACAUCAAGAUGGUUGCAUCCAAGGACUUUUUGGAGCACUCAACCGAGAGAUUGGUUGAGUUGCAAGGUAGUGAAGAAAAUUUGAAAGAUGCGCUUUUGUCCAUCUCCAAGUAUCUCUUGAGAGACUAUCAAGGCACUGCGCCAACGACUUUCUACGUUCCAUGUGCACCAUUAGAAAACAACAGCGCUGCCUCUGGUGACAUCAGAACCGGCGGCAAAGAGAUCAUCAAGAAGAUCAGCUUUCCUAACGAGUACAUUGGUGCAUUGAUCGGUAAACGUGGAUCUAGAAUUCAAGAAAUCAGACUAUUAUCACAAUGUGCGGUUGCUAUUGAGAACGAGAACACCGAAGACGACGAGAGAGAAAUCACCUUGGUUGGUACCAAGGCCUCUGUCGACAAGGCCAUUGAUCUUUUGAAUAUGUAUUAUGAAAGAGAACAAAAGAGAAGAAUGAGCGAGUGA